AUGCUCACUGCUGCGCGGGUCCCCCCCAAAAACAGGUCGUAUCUCCCGACUGGAGAGCUGCACCGAGCCAGAGAGUACAAUGGCCUGCCGGACUUUGAUCCUAAGGCCCAUUCUCUCUUCAAGAUCCAUACCCACGUCACUCCGCAGGGCUUCAUCUUUGUCAAUUUCGACGCUCGAGACACUCCGGCGGUGAGUUUUGAGGAGCAGUUUGGUGAUGAUUUCGAGCCGAUGCCAGAGGCGGCCACCGGAAAAGUCGUCGGAAACGAGUUUGCUCUGUUUCCCACCGACGGUUGGGAGUAUGACCAUACUUGGAACAGCAGCGUCGGAGGAACUGAGUACAACUGGAAGACAUUCGUGGAUGGGUUUCAGGAAUGCUACCACUGCCAAACAGGGCACCCGACAACCUUGCCGAAAGAUUUCGCCCUUGACCAAUACUAUCUUCGUCAAGGACAUGGUGCAUCACGGCAUUUUCUGCCGCCAAAGAAGGAGGGGUUGUCGGAAGCAUACGUGAGUCUACGAAUCACGUGGUUGUACCCUUUAGGCGUCGUCACGUUCAGUGAGAAUCUCCUCUUCAUUGGGCGAUUCAAUGCUACCGGAGCACUCAAGACAUCCUAUGACAGCGAGACCUACCGGAGAUCGACCAUGAAGAAACCCAGUGCCGACUAUGACCAUUGGAUGCAGCAUGAUAUCGCGUACUGGAGAUUUGUGGAAACCGAGGAUGUCGAGUUGGCAGUCAAUGCCCAAAAGGGCUUCAAGAAUGGUGUCCUUGGGAUAGGCAGGUUGCACUCCGUUGAAGAACAUGCCGUCAAAUGGUACCUGGACAAAGUUCGCGCAAUCCUGGUUCAGCAUGCUGAACGUGAAAAAGCCGAAGGUAAAAACAUCGACUAUGCCAUACCCCAAGCCCAGGCGGAUGCUGUUGAGGAGGACACACUGUGCAAGCUAGUCGGCCCAGAGCACGAGUGGUAG
Exophiala spinifera is the source of this 966-nucleotide messenger RNA. RefSeq lists its product as uncharacterized. The transcript is spliced from 4 exons. Bases 1 to 966 code for a protein of 321 amino acids. Lineage: Eukaryota; Fungi; Ascomycota; Eurotiomycetes; Chaetothyriales; Herpotrichiellaceae. Gene Ontology annotation, molecular function: 2 iron, 2 sulfur cluster binding; iron ion binding. The record is from RefSeq and is a predicted model, not a curated record.